UGAAUAACGAUGGAUAUAAAGUCGUGGGUUUUCACUCUCGUAAUAGCGCACCUCGACUUUGAGGCACACGUCUUUUCGUGUGUAAACCCGCCGACGACAAUAUGCGCGUAGGUCACUCCAUACUACCGCUCCUGCUCGCGGCUUCUAGUAGCGCGCAUCGCGCCGAAUCCAUCUCACGUCGUGACCUCAACAGCACUGUGAAGAUCGGCGAAAAUGCCACCCCAAGGCGGUUCAUCGUCGAGCUGAAGUCGCGUGCGCACAGAGCCCACGUCUCGGCUAAGGUUACGGGACUCCCCGGGCUCCGCGUUGUGAAGGAGUUCGACUCGGAUCUCUUCCCGGGGGUGAGCAUAGAGUGUGCAAGUCACUGCAGCGCCGAGUCGCUCACAGACGCUCUUGACGCCGAUGAAGAUGGCCCUGUCGUAGCAUCAGUUUACAGAUCGACUGUCGUACGUCUCUUGCCACCCGCAAUAGAAGGCGAGUCGUUUAGCAGCGAUGCAGCUGCUGCUAAUUACUCGGUACAUGGCUCGACAGGUGUAGAGAAGCUACACCAAGCCGGAAUCAUUGGCGAGGGUGCGAUUAUAGCUGUCGUCGAUAGUGGCGUCCAAUAUACCCAUCCCGCGCUCGGUGGAGGCAUUGGUCCAAACUAUACAGUGAUUGGCGGUUAUGAUCUUGUUGGCAGCGCAUGGCCUGACGUACCAGCCGAGCCUGACAACGAUCCGAUGGACGAAUAUGGCCACGGCACCCACGUCGCUGGAAUAAUCGCAGGGAAGAGUGACCAAUUUGUUGGUGUUGCUCCAGGUGCCAAAUUACUCUCCUUCAAAGUCUUCGGAAACAGUGGCUACUCAAACGAAGAGACGGUCAUCGAAGGGUUCCUCAAGGCCUUCGACUCGGGAGCUGAUAUCAUUAGCGCAAGUCUCGGAGAGAAUAGCGGCUUCACCUCCAACGCUUGGGCCGUGCUGGCUUCGAGGAUGGUCGAGCAAGGUGUAGUUAUUUCUAUUGCUGCAGGAAAUGAAGGCGAGGAUGGCCCAUUUGAUGCUAGCAAUGGUGCGUCGGGGAAAAACGUCCUUACUGUAGGAGCUGCCGAACCCGGGGUAUUCCCCUCCCAGGCUUUUUCAGCGGAUUUUAAAUUGGACGGCCAGUCAAACAAGACACAAAUUGCUUACAUACCCUCGUCCGACUUUUUCCCUAAUACCAUCCUCGGCUGGCCUAUCAAACCGGUGUCGUUCAACUCGUCAGUAGAGGAUGAUGCCUGCAGCCCACUGCCGUCUAACACCACCAGCUUCGAUGGGACUGUCGCCCUGGCUAGAAUUGGAGGGUGUGAAAUUUCCGUUAAGUAUACCAACAUUGCAGCCUUCGGUGCACGAUACGUCUUAUUCUACAAUGAUGAUAGACCGUACCAAACUGUAUAUACCAGCAAUACCACCGGCCUCAUAGCAGCCAUAGAGGCUCGCUCGGGUAAGGCAAUCGUUGACGCGGUCGCCGCAGGCGUCGAGGUUACGGCGUCGUUUGACGUCGAUACCGCCCACUAUGUCGGCCUUUACAAUUCAGGUGGCGGCCGUCCAGCGCGAUACACGUCCUGGGGAGGAACAUACGACCUUGCACUCAAGCCGGAUAUUGCCGCCCCGGGUACCAAGAUCCUUUCUACUUAUCCAACCGACAAGUACCAAGUACUUAGCGGCUCGAGCAUGGCCACUCCAUAUAUUGCUGGCGUAGCCGCUCUAUGGGUAGGAAAGUUCGGUGGACGAGCUGCUCACCCAGAUGAUCCUACGUGGGCCAAGCGACUUACCGCCAGAAUUAUGGGCACCGCACGCGCUGUUCCCUGGGCUGACUGGUCUACAAGCGCUACUGACUACGGGUUCUGGGCACCUACUACACAAGUUGGUGCUGGGUUUGUUGACGCCGAGCGCGUGUUAGAAUAUUCUACAGAGCUUGGGUUCGAGGGCCGCAAAUUUGAGCUUAAAGACACAGCUCACUUUGCCGGUACGCAUUCGGUUGACAUCACCAAUCACGGGAACAAGCCUAUCACGUAUACGUUUUCGCUCCAGGAUGCUGGCGGCUACGAUUCGUGGAAGCCGAUUGUACCGGGCCACCCACAAUCAUUUAUUCCUGGACUUAAGCUCUACCCAGAGGUGAACCCGGUAGAGAUGACCCCUAAGGUUUCAUUCCCCAAGGGCGAUUUCACUGUUGCUCCUGGAGAGAAGAAAACAGCAGAAUUUAUUUUCACCGCCCCCGAAAGACUCAACGCUAGCAGCCUACCCGUUUACAGCGGCAAGAUCCUAAUAAGCGGCGAUAAUGGCGAGCAACUCGGCGUUCCUUACUUUGGUGUUGGUUGCGACCUCAACCAGACCAUCACCAAUAUCUGGGACUAUGGUAAUAGCUACCCUUGGUUGACAUCUGGGAUCUCGGACAAUAGAAUCCAGCAGAAGCCCAACUUUACUUUCAACUUAUCCCGCGAUGCGCAAGAUUUCCCCAAGCUUAAUACUAUGUUCGCCUGGGGUACGGAAGAGUUACGCUGGGAUAUCUUCAACGAAGAUUAUACCGAAUCCGACUGGGUAUACCCACCUCAGGUCGGUAAGAGUAAAUAUGUCGGAGCGGCCACAUAUUGGAACGGCACGGCAAAUUCUCAGUGGUUCGAUCCAGCCCAAGACAGCGAGGAUGAUAUCUUUUCUUUCCCGAUGUAUGACCAGCCGCGCGAUAAAUGGGGAAUCUACUACUGGCUAGGACGGUUUGCUAACGGAUCGAGUAUUGAGCCCGGGUCUUAUAGGUUCCGCAUCGCUACUCUGAGGCCGUUGGGUGAUCCUCAGGUAUCAUACGAUUGGGACAUUUGGGAGACGCCAAAGGUUACGGUCCUACCGCUAGCGAGGACAAAUACAUCGACUUCGGGAUAGCCCGUUUCUUAUUAUAAUUUACACUAGGUAAAUUGGACGGUAUCACGAUAUCGAUGAAAUAAAAAAUGGCCUUAAAAAGAACGAAGUGCGUUAGG
Molecule: messenger RNA, 2983 nt
Organism: Daldinia vernicosa
Lineage: Eukaryota; Fungi; Ascomycota; Sordariomycetes; Xylariales; Hypoxylaceae
Product: subtilisin-like protein
Exons: 9
Coding region: 102-2888 (928 amino acids)
Biological process (GO): proteolysis
Cellular component (GO): membrane; cell wall
Molecular function (GO): serine-type endopeptidase activity
Source: RefSeq, a predicted model, not a curated record